AUGGCAGCUAAUACCAGGCCUCUUCAUUACCACAUUCCAUUAUUCCCUGGAUUCCAGCUGCUGGACGUAGCAGGUCCGCUGGACAUUCUCAACAUCCGCACAACCUACACAGACACCGCAGACAUCUCCUUGACUGUAUCAGCCGAAACAUUAGACCCAGUCUCGGUGAAACCAGUGCCACCCCCUGGCGCCAACUGGCAUUUUGAUCUCUCUAAGCCCGACCUGCAGGCCUGUAAUCAACAUAUGGUGCCACAUCACACCUUUGCAGAAGUGGUCUCUGCCCUGAAGGAGAAUGUCACCAACUCUGACAUCAAGCCUAUCGAUGUGCUGAUUAUCCCAGGAGGCCUGGGGACGCGACUUGACCGAAUAUACGGCAAGUCUGACAAAGCCUCCAAUACACAGCAAGUUCGGGACUUUAUCACCGCUGUCGCGCCCUAUGUUCGUCAUAGUGUUAUCACUAUUUGUACCGGGAGCCACAUUCUCGCACAGACUGGGCUACUAGACAACCGUCGAGCAACCACAAACUCUGCUCGAUUUGACGAUGUGGUUGAACAGACGCCCCAGGUAGAAUGGCAGCGCGAUAAACGAUGGGUUCGAGAUACGGUGCCGAUGGAUGCAUCAAUCAAUGCCUUGCAUCCUGGAACUGAGAUUUGGACCUCCGCCGGAAUCACUGCUGGUAUCGAUGUCAUGUUGGAAUUCAUUUCUGCUCAUUAUGGUGGUGUAGAGAUUGGGAAACAGACUUCUCGACGAAUGGAAUACCGCUGGGAGCGAGAGCGAGCGGCUUCUUACUUCCUGUGA
This is a messenger RNA of Penicillium nucicola, 798 nucleotides long. RefSeq lists its product as uncharacterized. The record is from RefSeq and is a predicted model, not a curated record. The transcript has a single exon. Bases 1 to 798 code for a protein of 265 amino acids. NCBI's taxonomy places the organism in Eukaryota, Fungi, Ascomycota, Eurotiomycetes, Eurotiales, Aspergillaceae.